Messenger RNA from Sitophilus oryzae (rice weevil), 1184 nucleotides. Its product is annotated as achaete-scute complex protein T3-like. The transcript has 3 exons. Lineage: Eukaryota; Metazoa; Arthropoda; Insecta; Coleoptera; Curculionidae. Gene Ontology annotation, biological process: developmental process; regulation of transcription by RNA polymerase II. The record is from RefSeq and is a predicted model, not a curated record. Gene Ontology annotation, molecular function: RNA polymerase II transcription regulatory region sequence-specific DNA binding; DNA-binding transcription factor activity, RNA polymerase II-specific; protein dimerization activity. The coding region runs from base 309 to 761 and encodes 150 amino acids.
UUCAUAUUUCGUCGAAGACGUAACUUAUACAGCUGAAAAUGAUCGGCUGAAAAAUAAAACACAAGCCUUGCAACAGGCCCAAGGCCCGAUGGUAUAUGUCCAGGUGUAAAAUGCGGGCUAACCAAAAUAAAAUUAAUAGAUAAUAGGCUUAAAAAACGGCGAUAUACAUCUUUUGGUUUUAGUCUGACUUUAGUUUUAACAAGGGCUGGUUGGAGUGUUUAGUUCUUGUUCAGAAUUAAAGGGCUGAAAGUUAGGAGGGUAAUAGUGAAAGUGUUUGUGUCAUGUGAAAGAUAUAAUAUAACGAAAUUAUGUACGGGUACACUUCAUAUGAUCAAGAACCUGAUUACUACUGGACUACAGAAGAACGAAAAUAUGAUUUCUACAUCAAAUCAACUGAAAUGAAGAAAAAACAACGACAAGACAGACAUUUUAGCUACAAGCACGUGCCCCAUAGUGAACGACCGCCUCAAGUUGUCGAAAAAAGAAAUGCCAGGGAACGAAGAAGAGUUCAAGCAGUGAACAGCGCUUUUGUCAAAUUGAGAAACGCCAUACCUAUACAAAAUUCCAGGGGCAAAAGAAUAAGCAAGGUUAAAACCCUGUUGCACGCCAUUGAGUAUAUUCGACUAUUGAAUGGACUGUUGCGAGAUUACGGAAAUUACGCCUGCUCUUAUGAAACGGAAAAAUACGAAGGAUACGAGUGUGACAUUGGUGACAGUUGUUGGGACCCGGAACAGGACAUCGUAGAUGAAAUUUUAAGUUAACACGCAAGCAAACAUAAACCGUUUACUUCCGUAUGUAACCAUUCGUACUACAAAGAACGACAUUGUAACUUAAUUAUGACCUAAGUCAAUAAUUUAUUUUUAGCACAUAGAGAUUGUCUUGUUUCUAAAUAAAUAACUUAAAAAUGUGAAGAACGAACCAUUUACAUACACUAUGCAAUAACCAAAAUUUGAUUUUAAAAAAAAAAUUAAGCAAUUUUUUAUAAAAUCUUUUUAGAAAUAGUUUUAAAACAAAUCAGUAAAGCAUCUAAUCACUUUACGUAAGACAAUCACAAGUAUUUUUAUAAAUAUCUUAACAGAGUUUUUUUGUAAUAUUUAAUUACGUUUUUUUUUAUAGGGACAAUAAAAUCUGUUACGCCACUGUUUAAACUAGUCAAAUUAAAAAUCUACCUCUAGUCAGAAGUA